This is a messenger RNA of Gossypium arboreum, 2594 nucleotides long. RefSeq lists its product as uncharacterized. NCBI's taxonomy places the organism in Eukaryota, Viridiplantae, Streptophyta, Magnoliopsida, Malvales, Malvaceae. The coding region runs from base 239 to 1396 and encodes 385 amino acids. The transcript has 7 exons. The record is from RefSeq and is a predicted model, not a curated record.
CCUGUCCUUUCUCUUACAUUUCAAGUAUUGAAUCAAACCAUAAAUGAAACCGGUCCCUCCAUCAAAAUCACUUUAAUUGGAGCGUGUUGCUUACACUGAACUGUCCUGCGUUUGGAAUGUGGCUAUGCUUUUAUUUUGUUCUUGCCUUCUAUAUGUGCAACUUUAACUAGGACUCUUUGUCCGCUGGCAACUCUCUUCUCUUCUUUUCUCUUCUCACUCUCUAAUUUUGUGAGUGACAAUGGAAGCUGGACUUCCAAUGCUUAACUGUCUCUUGCAGCACACGCUACGGAGCUUGUGUUCAUAUUCAGAUUCUUCUUCUUCUUCUUCUUCAUCAAAGUGGGUUUAUGCAGUGUUUUGGAGGAUACUGCCUCGAAAUUAUCCACCACCAAAGUGGGAUUAUGGAGGGAGUGCACUUGAUCGUUCCAAAGGAAACAAAAGAAACUGGAUUCUUGUAUGGGAAGAUGGGUUUUGUGAUUUCCAUGAAUGUGAGCGUGCUGGAAGUGGUUAUGUAAAGGGAAGGUUUGGAGCUGAUAUUUUCUUCAAAAUGUCACAUGAAGUUUAUAACUAUGGAGAAGGAUUAGUAGGGAAAAUUGCAGCAGAUAACAGUCACAAAUGGGUGCAUAAAGAAAUCCCAAAUGAAAAUGAUCCAGGCUUCAUCUCCUCCUGGAAUAUGUCUAUUGAACCUCAGCCAAAGGCAUGGACAUCACAGUUCAAUUCAGGCAUUCAGACAAUUGCCAUCAUUUCUGUCAGAGAAGGGAUCAUUCAACUUGGUUCAUUGGACAAGAUGGUGGAAGAUCUUAAUCUGGUGAUCAGCGUACAGAGGAAAUUCAGCUAUCUCCAGAGUAUACCUGGUGUAUUCGCCAUUCAAAGACCAUACUUGCCGAUUCAACAUCCGUACGCCCUUAAACCAAAUAACCAGAUGCCUGAACACCAUGAAACAACAACCAUCUGUCAUGAUGACAAACGCCAGUUUGGCGGAACAAAAAGAUUGAUCGAAGAAAGACCCGAGGAUUCUCCAAUCAAGUCCAUCAACUUAGGUUGGAACAGCCCACAAAAUGGCAUUAUAGGACCACCCUUUUGGUCAAUUCCACCCCUUCUUCCUACUGUGUCUUGCAGUCUUGGAGCUUUGUUAUCCAAGCUGCCUUCUGUCAUCCCAUCUUAUAGCGUUAGCGAACCUCCUGAAAUAAACAUCAUCAACCAGACCAACAAUACAAACCAAAGAGGAAAGGCCGAUAAUGGAGGUUCGUUAGGUGAAGUUCCCAUUGCUGAGACAAAAAUAGAAGCUUCAAAUCAAUUGGAAGCUGCUGAUGAGGAGAAGCCAAGAACUGUAAAAGCUAAUUUAGUGCUACAAGAUGAUGCUGUAGUAGAACUAGGAUUUGGACCUCUCAAAGACUGAUGAGGAAAAAACAUUCUAAAGCUUUAAGUAAUUAGGAUAAUCAACUAUAUUACUAUCAAAAGAUAUGAUUGGUCUUCUUUUUGCUCACUUAGCUGUUUUUGCACCCCUUUCAUGUGCCCAUGUCUAUAAAAUAUUAGAAAUACUUAAUAAAAUGUAAUAAGCUGGCUGAUUAUAUUGUAUAGACUUACCAACUAACUCAGUAUGAUUUUCCAUUAGUUUACUACUAAAAACAACCCUUAUACACACGAAUGUGCAGUUGCAGGGUCAGGGUGAUGAAGUUGAUGAUAAUGGUGUUUAUCCAAGCAAACCGAGAUUUAAGAAGCAGAAGAAGAAGAAAAGAGAGGAACGAAAAGCAAGGAAGUGAUAUGAAAGAAGUUAAACAAAACAAGAUUGAGCUUUUAGAUCUAAAAAGCGAGCUUAGGAGUUAAUAUAAUUUUCCGAACGUAUAGCUUUCGAUUGUGUGCUUUCAUAAUCAAGACAGAUAUUAUAUGGGUUAUGCCAAUUGCUGAAGGCAACGCCUCUCACAAUAAGGGCAUGGGUGGGGUUCAGCCACAAUGGUCUAAUCCUUGUCCCUUCCAGCAAUGGUCCCCUAGAAAUAUCAAAUGACGAUGGAUAAUUGAGUUGGGGUUGGAAUUGAGUUGUGUACGACAUUUGGUGUCUGGCCCCUCCUCCCACCCGACACAGUGGAUGGUCCCCAAUCCCCUUUGCUUUUUCAAUAUUUUGGGUCUUAUUAUAUAACUCUUAGGAAAAAUGAGUUGUGAUUUAUGUUGCAAAGGGUCCCUUUUUAGUAGGUAAGAUAGUAACUUAGUCUUAAAACACCAUUAUUUUGAGUCAAGAAAAACGUUCAGAGAUUGCCUCCACUAAUUGCAGACUACAUUUUUUGAGGUUUUGCUAGCAGCCCUCUUAAUCUUCGAUUCCAUUUGUGUGAUAAAAUGGAAGAGUUGAAAUGACCUCCUCGCUUGAUUAAAGGGCUGUACCAUCAUCUACAAUGGAGACAAGUUGAUUGUGAGGAUUCUAGCUAUAGUUGAUUGUGCUCUAGGCUUUAGAUUUUUAUUUUUAUUUUUAUGUUGGUUGGCAUUUGAUUUUGUCCUUUUAUCAACACGGUUGUGAAAUUGGAAUGUUCAUGUUCAUGAUGUCCUUGUUCAGAGUUCAGACCUUUUCUGAGUCUGCAGCAAAUGUGAACAAUCAGUUACAAUAA